This is a messenger RNA of Capsicum annuum, 1923 nucleotides long. Its product is annotated as tryptophan synthase beta chain 1. Gene Ontology annotation, cellular component: chloroplast stroma; cytoplasm. Lineage: Eukaryota; Viridiplantae; Streptophyta; Magnoliopsida; Solanales; Solanaceae. The coding region runs from base 271 to 1674 and encodes 467 amino acids. Gene Ontology annotation, biological process: L-tryptophan biosynthetic process. The transcript is spliced from 5 exons. Gene Ontology annotation, molecular function: tryptophan synthase activity. The record is from RefSeq and is a predicted model, not a curated record.
GAAGGUAAAAUCCAACUUUUUUUUUUUUUUUUUUAAACAAUUCAUUCCAAUUUUUUUUUUUCAAAGUAAAUAUAAAUCCACAUAGACACCAAAAUUCAACAUAAACAAAUCUAAAAGUCUAACCAACAUCCAAUCAAAAUCAGCCACGUGUACACAAAAUUCUAUUUUUGUCCUCCCUACGACCCCUAUAUAAAACACCAAAAAAAGCAAAAAUCAAACUUUAUUCUCUCACUUUUUUUUUAAAAAAUAAAAAUCAAUUUUUAUCCAAACAUGGCCUUCUCCUCCACCGUAUCUCCCAAACAUCACCGUCUCUCUUCCGCCGGCGGCGGCGGCUCCGCCUUACCUAACAAUUUCCAAAUACCUCUAAAACUCAACAAAAUUACACUUUUGCCAUCCUCUUUAAAGCUUCCGUGUUCUAUUACUUGUGUUCUUACGGAAAAGCAAUCAAUGGCGGCGGCUGAACCGGCGCCGGUUCAUCAACGUCCCGAUUCGUUUGGCCGGUUCGGUAAAUUUGGCGGGAAAUACGUACCGGAAACGCUAAUGCACGCGCUUCAUGAGCUUGAAAUUGCUUUCAAUUCACUCGCUAACGAUGAAGCUUUUCAGAAAGAGCUAGAUGGAAUAUUAAGAGAUUAUGUUGGCAGAGAGAGCCCUCUUUAUUUUGCAGAGCGACUUACCGAGCACUACAAACGUCCAGAUGGUGAAGGGCCACUGAUCUACCUGAAAAGGGAAGAUCUUAACCACACUGGUGCCCACAAAAUCAAUAAUGCCAUCGCCCAAGCUUUGCUUGCCAAGCGCUUGGGCAAGAAACGCAUCAUUGCUGAGACAGGUGCAGGUCAGCAUGGUGUUGCCACCGCUACUGUUUGUGCUCGUUUUGGUUUGGAAUGCGUUAUCUAUAUGGGUGCCCAAGAUAUGGAGAGACAAGCACUAAACGUCUUCAGAAUGCGUCUACUUGGAGCUGAGGUUAGAGCAGUCCACUCUGGGACUGCUACCCUCAAGGAUGCCACUUCAGAGGCUAUAAGGGAUUGGGUUACAAAUGUUGAGACAACUCAUUACAUACUUGGAUCUGUUGCAGGCCCACAUCCGUACCCCAUGAUGGUAAGAGAGUUCCAUGCGGUGAUUGGUAAAGAAACAAGGAAGCAAGCAUUGGUAAAAUGGGGUGGGAAACCAGACGUGCUUGUUGCAUGUGUUGGUGGAGGAUCAAAUGCUAUAGGACUAUUCCAUGAGUUUGUUGAUGAUAAAGAUGUUCGGUUGAUUGGGGUAGAAGCUGCCGGUUUUGGUAUAGAUAGCGGAAAACAUGCUGCAACUCUGACAAAGGGAGAGGUGGGAGUACUGCACGGAGCCAUGAGCUAUCUGCUGCAAGAUGAAGACGGACAGAUAGUUGAGCCCCAUUCUAUCAGUGCCGGAUUGGAUUACCCUGGAGUUGGGCCAGAGCACAGCUUUUUGAAAGACUUGGGACGAGCAGAGUAUUAUAGCAUUACCGAUGAAGAGGCUUUAGAAGCCUUCAAGCGAUUGUCUCGGUUAGAGGGCAUUAUCCCUGCACUCGAAACAUCUCAUGCACUGGCUUACUUGGAGAAGUUAUGUCCUACCCUACCCCAUGGAACUAGGGUGGUUCUCAACUGCAGUGGCAGAGGAGAUAAAGAUGUUCAAACAGCUAUCAAGUAUUUGAAAGUUUAAUUUGAAUCCCCUUUAGGUGGAGAUUCAUUUUGUACUUUAGAAAACUGAAUGAAACAAGUCUGUUGUAUUAGUUAAAAAAAGAAAAAGAAAAAUGUUUUUCUGAUGAAUAAUAUAUUUGUUUUAGAAUAUGAACAAAACUCUUGCUAUAGAGUUAUUCAAUAUUUGUCUAUUGAUUUUCAGACUCUUUUGUAAAAUUUCUAUUUGUUGUAUACAAAUUGAACUCUAUAUGGUAUACAAUUGUUGUGCAAA